Messenger RNA from Malus domestica (apple), 2544 nucleotides. RefSeq lists its product as uncharacterized. The record is from RefSeq and is a predicted model, not a curated record. Lineage: Eukaryota; Viridiplantae; Streptophyta; Magnoliopsida; Rosales; Rosaceae.
UUUCUCCUACUUCUCCAUUAAGCAACUCUGUCUCUUGCUUAUCACACGACAGAAGACAAACCAAAACACCAUGGAAAAACACGACGACGGGAUCGACAACCUGGACACCACCUCUUCGUGGACCUCCGCCACAACAUGGACCGUUGCAGGUGGUUCCCUCACGAAUUGCGUCUCCUUCGAAUCCUCCUCCUCUCUGAUCGACGACGACACUCCGAAUUCCACACCUACAUCCACUCUUAUUCUGCACCCUCCGUCACCCGAUUCGGGCCCUUGCGAGAUCACCAUUAAUUUCACACAAAAACAUGAUAUCCAGCAGGUUUAUGUUCGAAGUACUGCCCGAGAAUAUGAGAUAUACUAUGCACCUGAUAUACAGAGUGGCAAUGAAUAUCUCUGCACUGUUCUCUGUGGCAUUGCUGCCCGAGAUGAACAAAUGCUUCACACAGGUGAUAAUGAUCAAGUUUGUCCUGCAAAUUCAAAUGAGUCGCUUAAGGACCCAUCCGAAGCUAAGUCAAGAAAUGGAAAUAGUCCGAACAACAGUGAAGAUGACUGUGUUGAAGUGAAAGUCUUAGAUACUAAAGUGCUUGAUAACAAAAUCAAUUUGUCGCAAUUGAAGUUGGGAUCUGCACAGGAUUUUUAUGAAGCUACAGCACAGAUUAGUGAUGCAAGUCCUUGUGUAUCCCUCACACUUCAUCUACUGUCGCUUGAGGGGAAAGAUUGUGUAUGUGUUGGUGAGGUUUAUGUGUUUGCUGAUCCUGUGGACUCAUCUGAUUCAGAGAACCAAGUUAGUGCGGUGGAAAACUCAGCUGGGAGUUCUCUAAUGGCCAUGCUUGUGCCUACCCUUUUGCAAUUCUCUAAAACAAGGGGUGCUAACCGAACACAGGACAAGCCAAUUUCUGAUACAUGGGGAAAACAGAACUCUCUAGCGACUGGGUCAAAAGAAACUGAUUCUACCAGUGUUGCAACUAAGAUUCAGGAACGAGGAAAAGCCAGCAUACCUGAUCACCAAGAAGUAAAGAUUCCAGAUUUUAAUAAGGCUAGUACUAGUACUGCCCAGGUAUGUAUCCCGUCAGGAGUUGAAAGCGAUGUGGACCAGCUUUAUUCUCGAAUGGGCAGAAUAGAGGAUCUGUUUUUGAGGUUUGAAGAAAAGAUGCUAAAACCGAUAAACAGGAUUGAGGCAAGGCUUGAAAGGGUAGAGCAGCAACUUGAAGUACUGGCGAACAAAUCACAGAAUUCUGGAUUGCCAACAUGCACAAGAUUCUACGCUUCUUCUUUCUCAUGCAAUGAGUCUGAGUCUAACUCUUGCUAUAAUAGUGGAAAUGAUUACUACAGUUGUGAGGCAUUUGAAUCAGGUAAGGACAUUCAACCAGAUGCACCCCUGAUCACAGCUUAUGAAAUGUCUGCUUCAGUAAAUUCCACCCAUUCGCUUCCAAGUCUGGUAGUAACUGCUCCUGAAUUUUUUAAUGGUGAUGAUGACGAGGAUGACGAGGACAGCGAAGAUCAUGGAUCAGAAGUAGUGAUAGGUUCAUCAGAAAAACCAAGGCCUGCUUUGACAAUUGAUGAUGCUCAAACUCUUUCGGUUAAAGCUCCUGAUGUUUUAAAUGAAGAAGAUGGUAACGUUGAGAGGAAAGAAUUGACAAGAGAGGAACAUGAAGUAGGCACAUAUUCUUCCAUGUGCCUUGGUGAAACUGAUGUGACAGAAUACAUAAAGGGUUCACUUGCUGAUUUGACGAAAAGUUCUUCAGAUGGUGAGGGGAAUGUGAUAAGAUCACCUAAUGAUGAGCACACUGAUCAAUCACUCAGAGUCGAUGGGCCGGACCAGCAUUCUGAGGGUGGAGAAGAAGAAACACUUGAUGAUUACAAGAGCAUUGAGAAUGCAGUUGAUCCAGCCAAUGGUGGCAUGUCUAGAACUGAUUUUUGUCAGAUAACUGAAGAUAUCGAAAAUGGAGAUGUCAGCAUUGAGAUAAGCAACACGCCAGACCCUGAUAACACCGAUGUUCAAAACCAGUUGCCUCAACGUCAGACUGAUGAUGGAUAUGAUGACACGGAGGAAGAUGCUGAUCGAGAUUCUGAUUUAACUCUUCCAAAGGAAGUGACAGAAAGAGAAUUCCCACAAAGAUACUUUGAAGAAUAUCCUCGAAUUUUCACAUGCUGCUUCUGUGGUGGACUUUGAAAUUCCGGUUCUAAAUUCACUUCUCAGGACAGUUGCGAUUUUUCUCUGGAAGCCCUUUUAGCUGAGUUUCCAGAAUCAGUGACCGAAGCUCCUGCUUUCAAGGAAAGUGAUGACGUGCUCCCUAUUGGCGCCGAGGGCUGCGAUUUGAUUUUGGUUGAGGAUGGGGAGCCAGUUGGUGCCCCCCCCCGAUGGCAAUUUUUCUGUGGACAUGAACUUAUAUAGUCUCGGAGGACCUUCAAGCCUGUGGGGUGACCAUACAUGCAAUAGCCAUGAGACAUUUGCAGCAAGUCUCAUUUGAUAGUGCAUAAGUCUGUCCACAACUUUGUUGAUAUGUACAUAAAUUUGAGCUACUGAAUCUACUGAUUGUCUGUUUC